AUGUUCUGUAGCUCUAAUCACAGUCUUGUCGGUGUUGCUGCUGCUGCUGCUGCUGCUGCUGCUGCUGGUGCUGCUACUGCUGCUGCUGCUGGUGCUGGUGCUGCUGGUGCUGGUGCUGGUGCUGCUGCUGCUGCUGCUGCUGCUGCUGCUGCUGCUGCUGCUGCUGCUGCUGCUGCUGCUGCUGCUGCUGCUGGGAAGGCGUAUCCACAACCUCUUGCACUUACGACUUUGUUUCUGCCAAUCUACCCAAGCCAUUCGUCUCUUCCCUUUUCCCAGGAUGUUCUGGCAGAGAAUUGGAAAAAACUGCUGGCUAUCAAAGCGAAACACAUGGCUGCUGCUAGUGCUGCUGCUGGGGGUGUUCCCUGGCCAAGUCAGCACGAUCAUUGUCAGCAGCAGGUAAACGGAGAAUCUGCCUCGAGUUCAGCUAGACGCGCAGGCUCGGGAGCAGGUUCGGGGAUGGCAGGUUCAGGUCUGGCAGUCCUGGGAGUUGCUGGUUCGGGCAUGGCAGGUCCGGAAGCGGGAGGCUGGGGUGCAAUCUCAACAGUACUGAAAGCGAAUGGAAUGACAGGGGAACGAGCAGGGGGAGAAAGAGCAUGGGGCGCGGUAGCAGCAGGAGCAGGAGCAGGGGCAGGGGGGAAUGCAGGGGGGAGUGGAGUGGGGAGUGGAGGGGGGAUCACGGGAGGGGUUGCAGGAGGGAAGGGUGGUGGUGGUGGUGGUGAGAUGGUGGCAGCUCCUCGCACCAAUCCCAUCAAGAUGGCAGCAGUGCAGAACGUCCCUAGCUUCACCACCUGGAUCUUCCUCGCCAAGAACGAGCAGAUCCCAGACGAGCAGUCGCUGGUGGGCAGGAGGCGCCUAUACUAUGAUGCGGAGAAGGAGGAGACGACUGUGUGCAGCGAGUCGGAGGAUGAGGGCCAGCCCAGCAGCAGCCAACUCAAGGACUUCAGUGCCGUGCAGGAUGCACUCAUAUGGAGGACCAUCCAGCAGCACGGCGAUUCUGGAAUUGUAAUUGAGCACCUCGCCUCGUCCCUGAAUGCUCAGGCAGAGCAGGUUCAUAUGCGUCACACGGAGCUGAAGGCACAGUACCAGGAGAUCCAGGGGUUUCUAGAGAAGGAGAAGAAGAAGGAUGGGGUUUCUGAGGAGGAGAAAAGAGAAAGUGAGCGCGAAAGGGUGCAGGAGGCGGCAGAACCACGAGGGGCACCAGGAGCAGCAGCAGGAGCAGCAGCAGGAGCAGGAGCAGCAGCAGGAGCAGGAGCAGGAGCAGGAGCAGCAGCAGCAGGAGCAGCACUUGAUUGUGAGCGUGGCAGCAUGGGCAUGGAGGUGAUUUGGAGGAGUCUCGAGACCGUGCAGUUCCCUCUUGCAACGCCGCCUCAUGCCGCCUGCUGGUGGCAGCAGGGACACAUACACAGUGAUGCGCUACGGCAGGAGCAGGAGCAGGAGCAGCAGAGAGAGGCUCCAGAACGGCAGCAGUCUAUGCGACAGCAGCAAGCGACACAACAGCAACAGUUGUCCGUGCAGCAACGGUUGUCACAGCAACAGGGCACACAGCAGCAGGGCACACAGCAGCAGGGCACACAGCAGCAGGGCACACAGCAGCAGGGCACACAGCAGCAGGAGUCAACUGCUGGGGAGGCGCGUCCAAGAGGAGAGGAGCAGCAGAGCGAUGAUCCUAUCAUGGCUUGUCCCAACGCCUCUGCCACUGGUGCUCCUCCUCCUGCUGAAACUGCUGGUCCAAUUGCUACUGUCAUCCCUGCCAGUGCUGCCGCUGCUGCUGCUGAUUCUGCUGCUGCUGCUGCUAGUCCAAGUGAACCGAGUGGGUCAGGCUCGGGUGGUGUGUGUGAGGAAACGAGGCAGGUGCUCCUGGGGCAGUUUGAGGAUCUGGAGGGAGCCAUGGACUCGUGGGACCACCUCUUCUGUCGCAGAUGCCUCAUCUUUGAUUGCAAGACACAUGGAACCGUCGACGAGCCAGUGGUGCCUUCGGAUCAGCAACCCCCUGUGGAAUCUACUGACGUUGGCAAGUCACCCAUGCCUGCUGGGCCUUGCGGCCCCUUGUGCUUCAUGAAUGUUCGUGCUCUUGUGGCACUGAAGCUUACUCGAAUGCAAGCAGCAGAGGAGAAAGCAGCAAAAACCAAGGCAAAAGGCAAGAAAAAGGGGAAGCAGAUUGUUGGUUUGGUGAAACUGGAGGAUGAGGAGGAGGAAGCAGAGGAAUUGGAGGAAGAGGAGGAGGAGGAGGUUGAAUUAUCGGACAAUGUUGCUGGGGAGGAGAGUGAGGAGGAGGAGGAGGAGGAGGAGGAGGAGGAGGAGGAGGAGGAGGAGGAGGAGGAGGGAGGGGAGGAGAAUGCGGAAGAAGAAGAGGAGACAAUGGAGGAGGAGGUUGAAGAGGUGGAGAAGGAGGGAUGCAAGGAGGGAAAGAGCGUGAAGGAAGAGGAGAUGGGUGAGGAGGAAGAGGAGGAACAAGAGGAGGGAAAGGAAGGAAGGUUAUACACAUGGGAAGGAGCUGGGGAGGGAAGUAGCCAGGGCGUGGGGAGGGGUGGUAAGAAGGGGAGCGGAGGAAGAGGAACGAGCCGUGGACGUGGGAGGGCGGGGAGAGGAGGAAGUGGAAGGGGAAGAGGAGUGAGAUGGCGUGAGGGAGAAGGAGGUGAGAGGAGGAGAGGAAAGGGGGAAAAGGAGGAGGGUGAGAGGGGGAGAGGGAAGGGGGAAAAGGAGGAGGGUGAGAAGGGAAAGCGGGAGAGAGAAGGUAGCCCCUCGGUUUUGGAGAUCAGCUCGGAAGAGGAGGGUGAUGCGAGUGAUGGGGAGGCUUGUAAGGGGGAUGAGGCGGAAGGAGGUGAUGUAAGGAUGACUGCUGAUGUGGAAGGGGAUGGGGAUAGGGGUUGUGAGCAGGAAAACGGAGAGGAGAAAAAGGCAAUAGAAGGCAAAGAGGGGGUGAGAAAUCUGGAAGAAGGGGAGGAUAUGAAGGAGGGAAGAGAAGUGAUGGAAGAGGAGGAAGGGAGGGAAGGGAUGGAAGGGACGCAAGGAAAGGACGGGAGAAGCAAGGAGAAGCAGCAGCAGCAGCAGCAGCAGCAGCAGCAGCAGCAGCAGCAGCAGCAGGAGCAGCGGGAGCAGCAGGAGGAGCAGGAGAAGGAGCAGCAGUGCGAUCAGCAGGAGUGGAGUGCGUUGGAGAGGGAAUUGCUGGUCAAGGGUGUGCAGAUAUUCGGUGCAAGCAGCUGUGUGCUGGCGCGCACAGUGCUGGCUCACCUCAAGACGUGCUCCCAGAUCGCGCUCUGCUUGUUGGGGCAGGAGGGGGGCGACAUGCAUGAAGAAACACCCACUCCGAUCGCGCUCUGCUUGUUGGGGCAGGAGGGGGGCGACAUGCAUGAAGAAACACCCACGCCGGUAGUGUUCACCUUCCUACCUAGGUACGUGCCUACCUGCCAAAGCUGUGUGCUGGUGCGCACAGUGCUGGUGCGCACAGUGGUGGUGCGCACAGUGGUGGUGCGCACAGUGCUGGUGCGCACAGUGGUGGCUCACUUCAAGACAUGCUCCCAGAUCGCGCACUGCUUGCUGGGGCAGGAAGGGGGCGAUAUGCAUGAAGAAACACCCACGCCGAUGGGUCGGCAUUGCUGCCGCGCUGCCAGGGCGAGGAGGAGGCUGGUGCAGGCGCAGAGCAGAGGCGUGGAAGCAUAUGGGUCGCCAUCGCCGGCGCACGUCCAAGGCGAGAAGGCGGCUGGUGCAGUGCAGGCACAGUGGCCCACCCCACACAUCCUCCCCCCCACACCCACCUUCCCCAUUUACACACAGAUGGGUCGCCAUCGCCGGCGCACGCCCAAGGCGAGAAGGAGGCUGGUGCAGGCACAGUGGGGAUACAACAAGGGGCGCCGGAAGGGAGGGGCGGGGCAACCUGUUGUGGUGCAGAGACUGAAAGCUGAAGCAUCCAAGGAGGUAAGGAUGCAGGAGGCAGGUAAGGAGGGACUGGGCACUGGUACCGCCAAGGCGAGAAGGAGGCUGGUGCAGGCGCAGUGGGGCUACAACAAGGGGCGCCGAAAGGGAGCAGCGACUGUUGUGGUGCAGAGGCUGAAAGCCGAGGCGUCUAAGGAGGUAAGGAUGCAGGAAGGGGCAGGCAUGGAAAGGGGGGAGAGGGCCAAUGCGAGGAGGAGGCAGGUGCAAGCACAGUGUCAGUACGAGCCAUGCAGCUGCAAGGGUCUAUGCGCCAAGGCCACCUGUGAAUGCACCCAGCCCAUCUCUCGCCUCACCCCUUCUCCCCCCCCUGCCCCCUCUGCUCCCUGUUCCCUCUGCUCUACCCCUCUCUUUCUCCCCCUCAGCCGUCAGUACGAGCCGUGCAGCUGCAAGGGUCCAUGCGCUAAGGCCACCUGUGAAUGCAUCAUGAGGGGUUGCUUCUGCGAGAAAUACUGCGGAUGUGCCCAGGCAUGCAAGAAUCGUUUCAGAGGCUGCAACUGUGCCAAGAGCCACUGCUCCUCGCGCCUCUGCCCCUGCUUUGCUGCCUCCAGGGAGUGCGACCCUGACCUGUGCCGCAACUGCUGGGUCGACUGUGGGGAUAGCUGUGAGGGGGCAGUGCUGCCACUGCCACCGCCUGUGAGGGAGAAAAACUACGACUGCCACAACAUGCGACUGCUGCUGCGCCAGCACCAGCAUAUUCUCCUAGGCCCCUCGGACGUAGCUGGCUGGGGUGCCUUUCUCAAGAAGGAGGUGGCGAAGAACGACUAUGUGGGGGAAUACACGGGCGAGCUCAUAUCAGAGGCGGAGGCAGAGAGGAGGGGCAAGAUCUACGACCGCAUAAACUGCUCCUUCCUGUUCGAUCUCAACAAGAAGGGGUCAGAUGCGACCUCCCCCGGCUGUACCGUCUCCGCGUCGGCGGUAUCCUGCCCGGCGGGACUUGGGGGCCGCGCAUUUGCGCUCAACGCGCAAGCUUACGUCGCGGGCGCAGGCCGAGAAAACGCGCUCGUCCUGGGCGCGGGCGGAACCGCGGAUAAGGGAUCCGCGGGUUCCGCAUUCACUACCGCCGCGCUCUCGCCUCCGCUCGGCGGCGGAGGCUCCUUUUCGGCGCGCUUCACAUUCCAGCUGGAAGGACAGAACGAAGCUGACGUGGCAACGGGGCUUGCUUUCGUCAUCAUUGGCGGAACCAACACCGCUGUCGGAUCGCCAAGGCACGCCGUGUCCCCUUAUCUGACCUUGCCCCUCCCCCCCCCAAGCGCUCCCCGUGUGGUUUCCCGUGCGCUCAUCCAUGCCCUCCCCUGUGCGCUCGUCCAUGUGUCCCCCCAUGCGCUCCCCCAUGUGUCCCCCCAUGCCUUCCCCCGUGUGCCCCCCCGUGCGCUCCCCCGUGCUCUCCCCGUGCUCUCUCCCGUGCGCUCCACCGUGCGCUCCCCCAUGCGCUCCCCCCACGCGCCACCCCCCCCCACCGCCGUCCUCCUCCCUCCACACAGCUCUGCCGGCUACGGCGGCGCCGCCUUCGAUGCCAGCCUGGCAGUGGUGCUGAGCGGCCGCCCGCCCAUCUCUGCCGGCGUGCUGCUGGGCGGCAAGGCGGACGGCACUGCCGGAUGGGCGGCUCUCAACCCCUCGUCGCCUGACGCACCGCAUCUGUUAGUCCCGGGUGUGCAGCAGCACGCCUGGGUGGACUACGACGCCUCCCUUGCCUCCCUCCACCCUUGUCAUCCCCACUCUUUCCCCCAUCCCCUUGCUCCAUUCUUUCCUCCUCUCCCCCCCCCAUGUCUGCAGCUGCUAGUACCGGGGGUGCAGCAGCACGCCUGGGUGGACUACGACGCUUCCAGCUCAUCCCUCAGCCUCUUCCUCAGCGGCUCCUCCCCCACCAAGCCUGCAGCUCCGGUGCUCUCCGAGCCCGUCGACCUGGCUCGGACGCUCGGCUUGGCCGCAGACGGCAGCUGCCCAGAUGGCAUUGGCGAGGCGGUGGUGGGCGGCGGCGGUUGUCUGUUUGUGGGGUUUACGGGGGGGUCGGCAGCAGUGGAUAGAACCGAGCUGGCAGCGGCAGGGGUGGUCGCCGGAGGGGAGCUCAUUCAGACCGUUGACUCGUUUGACUUCAAAUUCCUCUCCGCUGGCGCUACAGCCGGUGCUACAGCCGAUACUACCACUGCUGCCACUGUUGAUGCUUCCAGCACUGCAUCACGUCUCCCCCACUCGGCUGAUAUCAGCGGUGCAACAGUAACUUCAUUCGGAGCCACAGACCCUUCUGCUGCUGGUGGUGGCCUCUUCUCAGUCGCCUCUGUCGAUUCCGGCUCUGGCACUGGUGGUCUCACCGCCUCUGCCGCUCCUGCCCCUGCCCCGUCCGCAUCCUCUUCCCCUGCUCCCUGCAACGUCGGGCCCGGACCGAACUUCCCCAUCUGGCUUGACACCACCACCAAUGCUGCCGGCUGCGCUUUCUCCAUCCCGAGCCUCAGCCUCAGCCUCGGCAGCGGUCCGGUGGCGUUUGAGGCGGCGUUUUCGUUCUUGUUUGCAGCGAGUGCGGAUUACAACAGCUGGGGCAGUCGAGGGCUGGCCUUUGUGCUCACUGCCGGGGAGAAGACCGCCUGUGGCCGCAGCUCCGGCAGCAACAUAGGCUAUGGAUCAGCCCCCAACGCGUCCUUCGCGCGGAGCAUAGCGGUGGAGCUGAGGGCGCGGCCGGCGGCGUGUGUGGCGGUGGUGGUGGGCGGGCAGGUGGCCGGCGACAACUGUGCCGACUCCGAUGCCAUGGCGCUGCUGCCGCCCAGCCAGGCGUUCACCCUGAACGAGCCGCAGCACGUGUGGGUGAGUUACGACGGCAGCAGCGGCGCGCUGCAGGUGUUUGUGUCCCCAGGCGCGGCCACCAAGCCGUCGGCGCCCGUGCUGGUGGCGCCCAUCGAUGUGGCGGCCGUGCUGGGCGGCACAUCGGGGCUGUCGAUUGGCUUCACAGGCGCCUCGUGGUGGACGUGGGUGGACGACCUUGAAGACCACAUCAUCCACUCCCUUUCCUUCCAGGCUGUCCCCCCCGGGUCCCAGCAGUCACUGCCGCCUUCCCCUGCGCCCACCACGUGCCACCUCGCCCCCUCCCACACGCGCCUCACCUGCUCGGGCUUUGCGGGCCGCUCAGCCUUCCGCCUCAACGGCUAUGCCCACGUGGGGCCCGCCCCCUCCUUCCCCCUCGUCCUCGACACCGGCGGCACCGCUGGCAGCGCACUCACCCUCACUGAUCUGGCACUCUCGCUGGAUUCGUCCACGUCAGCAGUGACUGCAGGAGGAGACCCGGCGGCAGCAGCAGCAGCAGUGGCGUUUGAGGCGGCGUUUGCGUUCUCGGUGUGGACGGAGACGUCUUAUGGCUACCGGGGUAGCAGGGGUUUGACUUUUGUUGUUAGCAGCGGCGACAAGACUGCCUGCGGGUCGAGUGAUAUGGGAGCCAUAGGGUAUGGGAGAGCGGCACCAGGGGCGUUCAACGGGAGUGUGGCUGUGGAGCUUUAUUCGGGAGCCAUAGGGUACGGGGGAGCGGCACCAGGGGCGUUCAACGGGAGUGUGGCUGUGGAGCUUCGGUCGGGGCCCAGCUCGUGUGUGGCUGUGGUGGUGAAUGGCAUGGCUUCAGGCGACAACUGCGCUGCUGCUGACCACAUGACUGGCCUCACAGGAGACCAGGAGAUUGCUCUGAGCGAGAGGCAGCACGCGUGGGUGGCAUACGACGGCACAUCCCAGUCACUGGAGGUCUAUCUGGGCGGCAGCGACGGCAUAAAGCCCGAGGAGCCGGUGCUGAGGGCGUCACUUGAUCUCGUGGCUGUCAUUGGUGCCACGUCAGCAUCUGUGGGGUUCACAGCUGGCACGUGGUGGUGGGGAUGUGGCGACACGGACGACCACCACCUCAUCCAUUCCUUCGCAUUCAACACUGUGUCCCCCGGGUUCCUGCCAGCAGCGCAGCCAACACAGGCGCCCACCUGUGACACCACCGCCUCCUCCCUGCACUGCACUGGCUUCGCCGGCUCCACCCCCUUUGACCUCAACGGCUACGCCCAGCUGGGCCCGGCGCCGCUCUUCCCGCUCUGGCUCGACUCGUAUGAUUCUGUCGGCUCUGCGCUCUCCCUCGCGCCCCUCUCCCUCCUCACCGCCUCCGCCCGCUCCUCCGCCUUUGAAGCCGCCUUCUCCUUCACCUUCCUCGCUGAUGCCUGCGCUGCUAUCCCGGUGACGGGUAGAGGAUUCACCUUUGUGCUCACCAGCGGCCCAGCAACCGCCGUCGGACCACAAAACGCAAGGUGCUGUGCGGUGCUGGGUGCUGCUGGGUGGUGCUUGCCGGUGCUGACUGGUUCCAAAUUGUGCAGAGGGGUGCUAGGUGGUGCUGGCUGGUGCUGGCUGGUGCUGCAUGGUGAAGGCCCCAGUUGGGGUGGACGGUACAGAGUAGAUUCCCUGGGCUAUGGUUCGGGAAAAGGGGCGUUCCUCAAGAGUGUGGCAGUGGAGAUGUACCUGUCCCUGGGCUACGGGUCGGCAGGAGGGGUGCUCCUCAAGACUGCCACAGGAGGGGCGUUCCUCAGGAGUGUGGCAGUGGAGUUCCGCCUGUGCCCCGUACCCUGUAUAGCCGUCUCCUCUAAGGGAGUCGUGGCGGGAGACGGUUGUGCUGGAGCCGAUUUCUACACUGUUCUGCCCCCAGAGAAGGCCUUCCGUCUCAACACUCAACAGUACGCCUGGGCGAGAUGCGAUGGGGGCUCUCAGGCCCUCAACGUGUUUUUGGAGGAACGUCCAGGUGAACAGGAGACUACUUUUGAGACGUCUCAAAAGGCCUUCCCACUCAACACCCAGCAGUUCGCAUGGGUGAACUACGAGGGGGCGUCUCAGACCCUCAACGUGUUCCUGGGGGGAUCGUCCAAGGUGAAGCCAGGUGUACCAACGCUCACUGCCCACCUGGACAUUGAAACCCUCCUCGGCGCCACGUCAGCGUCCGUGGGGUUCACUGGUGGCACGUGGUGGGGGCAGGACAUGGCGAGUGAGCGGCAUAUUAUCCACCAGCUCAGCUUCGUGGGAGGAACCUUCUUGGAAACGACCAACGUAACGGCAGAGCUGACGAGCGCCUUUGCCUACUCCAAUGAAACGGACCUUUCUCUCUUCACCACCACCGCACCCACCACCACUCCCACUGCCACCACCUCCCUCUCAUCUACGGAUGCUCUUGCCACCACCGGAACAACUGGGGGGGCGGCGGUGCUGUCAGAGUUGUCUCCCGAUGCCACACGCGGCACGGUGGAGUUCCGCUUCACCGCCGCCACUGCCUCGGGGCCACAAUCCUUUGUGGGACGCCGCCGCAUUGUUGCCUCCCGCCCCGUGGUGCGGGCGCACGUGUACGUGUCCAACAUGGAGGAUCGCCCCAUGGCUGACGUGGCAGUGACGGCACGCAUCACCUACCCCAAUGGCACCGAUGCCUCACACUGCUUCGUCUUCAGCGACCCGCUGCUGCAGGGGAUAGACGAUGUUAGCGGUGCAGGCACCCUCCCUUCUGCCACAUCAGCGGGCGUUGAUUGGCUACUCCUCGCUCUGGACUGUGCUGCGCCUGCCGCUCCCACCAACUUCAAGUUCGCCAGCACCCUGCACUACACCCUGCCUGCAUCAUCAUCCACGUCAUCAUCCACUGCGACUGCCACGUCAGCACCAGCAUCCGAACCAGCGCCGGUGGUUAAGAAGGUGGAGCUGACGAGUGUGCGAGUGACGGUGGUCCCUUCACCAAAGCUGCAAGUGCACUACUUUGUGCCCCGGCACGUGCAAGGGGACGACCUCACCACUCCUCAGGUGAGCAUGGGGGAGUGGGUGUGGGGGAUCGGCAAGUGGAGGCAGCAGUGCCAGCUACGCUCGCGGCACUCUUCCACAACUCCCCGCUCCUCGCUCUUUCACUCCCUCUAUCCCUCCUCCCUUUCUCCCUCCUCUCCCCAACUAUCCACAGGUCGGGUGGAGGCACCAGUGCCAGUGACGCUAGCAGCACUCUUCCACAACUCGGGCCACGGCACGGCUGCUGCUGUCGCCACACAGUCACUGCUGCCCACUGCUGCUACCACCACCACCACUGCCGGCGCACCCGCCGCUGCUGACGUGGGCGCUACAACCACAACGGGUGACACGAGCAGCGCCGCAAUGAGUUUCAGCAUCACCAGCACUGCGCUGGGCAAUGAGGCGCAGCCGGCAUCUUUCUCCGUGAAGGUGGGAAGCAUCCCUCCUGCCGCUACAGCCAUGGUGCGCUGGACCAUAGAGGCCAGCCUCACAGGCACAUUCGAUACAGUCACCACCACCAACACCUCCUCCACAACCUCCUCUCCUCUCACCGGCCUCUCCCCCAUUCUCGAGUCGGUCGAUAUUCACAACCUCGUGCACGUCGUCUAUCUGCCUGAUGCUGCUUCAGACGACGGGCUGCCGGAUUUCCUGGUGGACGACGAUGGGGACGAGAAGCCAGAGGCCAUCUACAGCAGCGCUGGUAACCACGUGCUGCCCGUAACCGCCGUGCCCUCCGCCGCUCUUACGCCUGGCCGUCCGCUCUUUACCAGCGAAACCCGCGCCAAGCUCACUGUCGCUGUGGACUGGUCUGCACUCGCACCAGCAGCAGCAGGGGGGAGGUGGGCACACAUGUCAUUUGCAUCGCAGCUGCCGUCGCACUGCUGGAAUCUCACCGCUGCUCUCCGAUCCAACGGCUCUCAGCUGCCCGUGCCCUUCAACGCCUGGUCCUCCUUCUCCUCAUCCCCCGGUGCUCCCACUGGCACCGCAGCUGCCCCCGCCCCGUCAACCGCCACCGCUCCUGCUUCCUCCCCUCCUACUUCUGCUGACACCACUCACAUUCUUGACUCUGUCUCCUCUCCCUCCUACACUCUCUUCUUCUCUUACUAUGAUCAGACCCUCUCCUUCCCCCACCUCUCCCCCUGCUUCCAGGCAGUCAUGCCUCCCCCUCCCUCCCCCCCCAACCCUCCCCCUUCCCCUCCCCCUCGCCCACCUCCCCGCCCCCCUCCAAGCCCCCCAAGGCCUCCCCCAAACCCCUCUCCUCCCCCACGUCCCCCUCCAAAUCCUUCUCCCCCUCCCCGCCCCCCUCCAAGCCCCCCCAAGCCCCCUUCUCCUCCCCCUCGCCCUCCCCCCAAUCCCCCGAAACCUCCUCCCCCCCCGUCUCCUCCCCCUCGCCCUCCCCCGAACCCCCCACCAAAGCCCCCCUCACCACCGCCCCCCAAACCCCCGUCUCCCCCACCCCGUCCCCCGCCCAACCCUCCCCCGAACCCACCACCCCCCAAGCCCCCGUCCCCUCCCCCGCGCCCUCCCCCUCGUCCCCCCCCAAGUCCUCCUCUCCCGCCCCCACCCCCCAGGCCUCCUUCCCCCCCGCCUCGCCCUCCCCCCCGCCCUCCCCCAAGCCCGCCCAAGGUUGUCUAA
Molecule: messenger RNA, 11325 nt
Organism: Closterium sp. Naga37s-1
Lineage: Eukaryota; Viridiplantae; Streptophyta; Zygnematophyceae; Desmidiales; Closteriaceae
Source: the annotation of a GenBank genome assembly